AUGGACCGUUGUAAUCAUGAUCAGCUUGGAAUUCUAGUGCAAACUUCUUGUACUAUUACACCUCAAGUCAAACCUGAUAAUGUCCCUGAUCUUACACACACAGACCUAACAUCUUCUCAGCGGCAUCAACUUAAGCAAUUAAUUCAACGUUUCCCGACAACACAUCCUGGUGCAAAACCUACCAACUCUCAGCCUUAUCGCAUGGCUCCACUUAAACAAGCUCAUGCAUCAACUGCAGUUGACGACAUGUUACACGAUGAUGUCAUCUCAUCGUCGUCUAGCCCAUGGGUUGCUCCCGUUGUUCUUGCCCUCAAAAAGCAAGUUGAAAUGGAUCCCGAAAGCCGUGCUAAAACUGCAUUUGUCACUCCUCGAGGUUUAUUUGAGCUUAAUGUUAUGCCAUUUGGUCUUUGCAAUGCUCCUGUUACGUUUCAACGCCUUAUGGACAUUGUUCUAGCGGGUCUAAAAUGA
Didymodactylos carnosus is the source of this 468-nucleotide messenger RNA. NCBI's taxonomy places the organism in Eukaryota, Metazoa, Rotifera, Eurotatoria, Philodinida, Philodinidae. The record is from the annotation of a GenBank genome assembly.